Messenger RNA from Clarias gariepinus (North African catfish), 4176 nucleotides. RefSeq names its product venom phosphodiesterase 1. The transcript has 26 exons. Bases 205 to 2805 code for a protein of 866 amino acids. NCBI's taxonomy places the organism in Eukaryota, Metazoa, Chordata, Actinopteri, Siluriformes, Clariidae. The record is from RefSeq and is a predicted model, not a curated record. Gene Ontology annotation, molecular function: metal ion binding; nucleoside triphosphate diphosphatase activity; nucleic acid binding. Gene Ontology annotation, biological process: nucleoside triphosphate catabolic process.
GAGAAUGCAAGCACAUUUCAAAGCUCCAGAAACACUUCAGAAAAAGAUUUUCGACAACAAGACCAAGCCCGUUGCCAACAAUUUCUUGGAGGUAAACUUACAUGUGUAUCAGGAACCUGGAUGACCUUGGAUUCCAAAGUCUUUCAUCUAUUCAACAAGCGCCAUUGUUAAUCUCAGCAACCAAGCAGAGCUUUGCAGACCAACAUGGACUUCACAAGGACAUACAAAAGCAAAAGGAAAUACAUUAUUAUCGGUAUUUUGGCUGUAUCUGUUGUGACCAUCAUAUUAGGACUGGGUCUGGGGCUAGGGCUUCAGCUGCAGAAAUGCAAGAACAAGUUGCCAGAGACGUGUCGGAACCGUUGUUACGAGCCAUAUGACUACGCACCAAGCUGUCGAUGUGAUGAGGGAUGUGUCAAGAGUAACAGCUGCUGUUUUGAUUUUGCAGACAUCUGCUCCCAGCCGAUUGAGAGCUGGGAGUGCACAUCAUUGCGUUGUGGGGAAAAGCGUGUCCCUGGUAGUAAGUGUCACUGUUCUUCUGACUGUGUGGGUGCUGGAGACUGCUGUACCAACUACGACGUUGUUUGCAAUGGAAUGACGCCAUGGGUGCAGGAUAAGUGUGUGAACAUAACCAGCCCCAAGUGUCCUUCUAAUUUUAAAAGGCAGCCUCUGCUGCUCGUCUCUCUUGACGGAUUAAGGGCAGAGUAUCAGCAAACAUGGUCGUCCCUGAUUCCAGUUCUGGAUAAGCUACGAAAAUGCGGGACAUCCUCUCCUUUUAUGCAGCCUAUAUUUCCAAGUAAAACGUUCCCUAACCACUACUCCAUUGUUACGGGUUUGUACUCUGAGUCACAUGGGUUGGUAGAUAACAACAUGUAUGACCCUGAAUUUAAUGCCUCCUUCAGUCUGUCUAAUGCAGAGAAGGACAAGGCCAGAUGGUACCUAGGAGAACCGAUCUGGCUUACGGUGAUGAAUCAGGGGCUGCGAGCAGGGACCUUCUUCUGGCCAGGAUCAGAUGUUCAAAUCAAUGGAACCUUUCCAAACAUAUAUGAGAAAUAUAACGGAUCAGUUCCCUUUGAGCAGCGAGUUUUUAACGUAUUGAAGUGGUUACAGUUGCCUGAUGAUCAGCGACCUGAUUUCUACACCCUGUAUCUGGAGGAACCAGAUAAAUCAGGACACAACUUUGGACCUGUCAGUGGAGGGUUGAUCAGUGCAAUCCAAGGAGUGGACAAAGUGAUUGGGGAGUUGAUGAAUGGACUCAAACUGCUUAACCUUCAUGAGUGCAUCAACAUCAUCAUAGUAGCUGAUCACGGAAUGGGAGAAACAAGCUGUGACAGAAAAGAGGUUCUACAGAAUUUCAUAGGUGACAUCUCACAUCUCUAUGUGUACGAGGGACCCUUUGGUCGAAUCAGAGCAAAGAAUGCAGAAGUCAGCUUUGAUGCUGCAGGCUUAGUAGCGAGCAUGACGUGUAAGAAACCUGAUCAGAAGAUAAAGCCCUACCUUAAACCUCACCUACCCAAACGUUUCCACUAUGCGCACAGCAGACGCAUCGAGGACGUCAACGUGCUUGUUGACUCACUCUGGCUGUUCGAGAGGUCUCCACAGUCUCUCACUUUUUGCUCAGGUGGAAAUCACGGAUAUGACAACGAUUACCCUAGCAUGCAGGCAAUGUUUCUAAGUUAUGGCCCCAAGUUUAACUUUCAGACUGAGGUUGAGCCGUUCUCCAACAUCGAGCUCUAUAAUCUAAUGUGUGAUGUAUUAGAAAUCACUCCAGCACCUAAUAACGGCAGUCAUGGAAGUCUGAACCACAUGCUGCGCUCUCCAACUUACACACCUCAACCUCCAGUGGAGCAGAGUGCACCAGACGAGUGUCCCCUAGCCAGCCUGGAGCCCGCCGACCCCCUCGGCUGCUCGUGCCAUGUUCUGGGUGACUACAAUGCCAACACUCAACUCAACCUCUCUGCCACUGAAGUAUCGCAGAGCAAGAGCAAACACUUGUUGUUUGGACAACCCUUGGUGAUGCAGCUCAAAUCUAAUUAUUGUCUCCUGAAUCAUCAUGGAUUCAUCAGUGCCUACAGCAAACAACUACUCAUGCCUCUGUGGAGCUCAUUCACUGUGGAGAAACAGGCUGGAGAUAGUUCUGGGUCGUUCCCCGCAGUGAUUCCAGACUGCUUGAGAGCUGACGUAAGAAUCCCUGCCGGUCAGAGUCCUACGUGUAACCAGUACAACAGCAGCACUAAUGUCACAUACGCCUUCCUCUAUCCUCCCAAUCUUAACAGCACAAAAGAAGAGCAGUAUGACGGUCUGACUUUGAGUAACGUAGUUCCCAUGUACCCAGCAUUUAAAAAAGUGUGGGAGUAUUUCCACAAUGUUUUGCUGCUGAAUUAUUCCUCGCAGUAUAACGGCAUAAACGUGGUGACAGGACCUGCAUUUGAUUAUAACUUCGAUGGACAUUUUGACACAGCAGACCAGAUCAAGGACCUUGUUGCAGGCACUCGCAUUCCCAUCCCUACUCAUUACUUUGCCAUCAUGACAAGCUGCAUGGACUCAAAUCAGCCAGUGAACGAGUGUAAGGGGGAAUUACAGACAGUGUCAUUCCUCAUGCCGCACCUUCCUGAUAACUCUGAAAGCUGCAUGAGCAACCAGCCUGAGUCGACCUGGGUGGAGGACUUACUUUGGUUUCAUCAGGCACGUGUCAGAGACAUUGAAUGGAUCACAGGCUUAGAUUUCUUCGAAAAAAGCGGACGACCAAUUCCUGAGAUUCUGCGGAUCAAGACUCGUCCCACAGCUGCAAUUCACAAGAAGCAGUAAUUCAUGAUAUUUAUAUUUAUCUAGUCAUUUAAUAGCUUAUAAAAUAUAACCUCCAGUGAUCCAGUGAAUCACCCAAAACAUUUACUUACCGAUGCACUGAUUUCAUUUGCCUCUAUGUUUAUUUUUGCUUGAAGAACUGAUGCUGUCUUUCACAGAAAAAUUUGGUAUUUUAAUAUUUAAAAUGUAUAAUAUGAAACUGCUUUAAAAAUGCCUUUGGCUCCUGAUGACCUGAUAUCACAUGCUGCAUGUGUUUAUCUGAUCUGUAAAAUGAGUUUGCUAAGGGCCAGUAUUGGAUCAGUGAGUCGACAGACUGCUUUGAAACUUCCAUUCUGUCAUAACAGCCCACAUCAGUCAUUUAAAAAGUGUGCUUGUGGACUUUUAGUUCAUGAGAAUGACAGAUUUAAUUAGAACACAGAUUUUAGAUUGUUUUCCAAGUUCUUUAUCAAUAUUGAAAACUAACGAUUCUGAAACCUGAGUUUAUACCAACAUGACUUUCUGGAGUUUCCUGGGAAAUCUGUGAAAAUGUGUUCCAUAUGACUUUCUGUAAAUAUCAACAUAACACUAAAAGAACAAUAAUAAAACAAAAAGAACAUUUGGGAAUUUGGCAGGUAAACCAGUCAGGGAAACACUUUUAUCAUGAAAAGGCUGAAGAUCAAGACAAAGGCGUGUGUGUGAGGAGACAGACCAUAAAUGGUACACGGCAGCACAAACACAUUCUUCUUAAGAAUGAAAGGGUUGGUUGGGUUUAUUGUUCCAAUAUGUCCAGUUUUUAAAGUUUUGUCAAUUUUUACACCUAUUGUACCUUAGUCAUUUCUUUCUACUCCAUGCAGGUAUUUAAGUGUUAUGGUAUUGUUAUGGUAAGUGCUGAAGGUUGUGGUAGUUGCCAAAAAUCAAGGGGUUUACCAUUAAGGCCAAUAAAGUGGUGAAUAAAUGUCAAUAAAAAUGUAUAAUUUAUGCACAUAUAAAUCUUUCUCAUGAUUUAUAAAUCCUGCCUGUUGUGAAUUAAGUUAUGAUGGUUUAUAAUUUUUAUAAAGUGCGCUUUCCAAAACUGAAGUUUGAGAAACACUGCCCUAGGCUUACCUAAGAUACACUGUAAAGCUAAAAACCAUAACAGCUAAACAAUCACUUAAAUGCCAAGGGCAAUAUCAUUAAAGUUUACAGUAAUUUGUAAUGAAAGAUAAUAUGUAAUAAUUUGUGAUUUUUCCCACGGACAUGAAUAAAAUAUAUAUCUAUCUAUUUAUCUAUCUACAGUAUAUGUUACAUGAGAUUUUUUUUAUCAUUAAUCACUUAAGAUAAAACAACCUAAUAAGCAACUGAUGCUCAAGUUUGAACUGGUAAUUAAGGAUGUAAACUGGAUUGUUAACAAAAAUA